Molecule: messenger RNA, 933 nt
Organism: Debaryomyces fabryi
Lineage: Eukaryota; Fungi; Ascomycota; Pichiomycetes; Serinales; Debaryomycetaceae
Exons: 1
Coding region: 1-933 (310 amino acids)
Source: RefSeq, a predicted model, not a curated record
AUGACGUCAAAAAUAGUAGUGCUAAGUUAUAAUCCUGAAAAUUUAUCAGAAGGUUUGAAGGCUUCUUUGAGUUUAAUGAAUGGAACUUCGGAAAUAGGUUUUUCUGUGGACAAUUCUACUCUGGAUGUUACACACUUCCCUUCGUCUAGAAUAGUCAAAUUACAAUAUAGUAAUGGACGGGGCGAAUCAUUCGAUGGAAGUGAUUGCCUGUUACUUCUGUCCCCUUCAAAAUCAUUUCAACUGCAUCCUAGUCGUUCGGCUACACCUCCAACCCUGACCGGGUCCCAAGAAGUUGCAACUAUUAGCAACUUGCAAGAUUUCAAUGAAGAUAGCCAUAAAAAGUAUAAGAAGAAAUCAAGGAACAACAGUGACCCAUAUACUUCGAUAUAUAGACCAUUUGAAGACCUAGAACGUAAAGCGAGGGAAGGAAGGUCUACAAAAUCUAAGGAUAGGCUGAAGUCUCAAUCGCAGCUAAAAAAUGGCAAGUUACUGUCAAACCCCCACCGUAAUUCAUUGAAUGGAAAAGACCACAAAUCGCCAAGAAACACACCUGCUCCAAUAAAGACCCAUAAACAGGCCAUAGAUGGGAUGGUCCAUUACAAGAAAAUAAUAAAGACGUCCGAUAUUAGUCUUCAAGAGCUAGAGGACGAUUGGCUCCUUAAUAUGCGCACAGUGGCCGAAAGAUUACAUUUUUUGAAAGAAGCAUAUAAGGCCGUUCAAUUAACAAAAAAGAACAAGACACAAGGGAAGUCUGACCCUAACGUCAAACUACAUUUGAAUUCAAGUGUGGUGGAUUCGUCUUUGUACCUGGAAGAGGAUCAUCCGUCAUCCAGUCAAAGUCAACCACAAUUACUACAAAACGAUGACGAAGACAGUGGUAGUAAUAGUAACAGCAAUUCUUAUACCUUCUUAACAGCAUCAAAUCCCAUAUAG